Cebus imitator (Panamanian white-faced capuchin) is the source of this 5121-nucleotide messenger RNA. RefSeq names its product NLR family pyrin domain containing 3 (gene NLRP3). Gene Ontology annotation, cellular component: cytoplasm; NLRP3 inflammasome complex. The transcript is spliced from 10 exons. The record is from RefSeq and is a predicted model, not a curated record. Bases 1716 to 4820 code for a protein of 1034 amino acids. Gene Ontology annotation, biological process: negative regulation of non-canonical NF-kappaB signal transduction; negative regulation of acute inflammatory response; inflammatory response. Gene Ontology annotation, molecular function: sequence-specific DNA binding; DNA-binding transcription factor binding. Lineage: Eukaryota; Metazoa; Chordata; Mammalia; Primates; Cebidae.
GAGGUUGUGUUGAAAGGGCAGGGCUUGUCUUGGUUAGUGGGCUAGUAAUUUCUUCUGCUAGCCUCCAAGUUUGUGCUUCAACAACAUUUCUGGAAUGUUCUUUAAGUUUAUCAUUACUUGGGCUCUAUGGGUGCAAGUGCAUGUGUGUGUAUGUGGCGUGGGAAGGGGGAGGACAGAGGCAGCAACCGCAGGUUACACCAUGACUUCAGCACAUUUGCCCAGACCCCUCCCAGGGGAGGAGAUGGAUGGGGUACACGGGAGGAAAUGAACCUCCUUAAAACCUGAAGGGCAGCAGAGGUAAAGCUCAGAGCAGAUGAUUGUGCUGGUGUUAGUGUUGAAAGAGCACAGAAGAAAGGCCGAAUCCUGAUGUGGAUGGAAGGACUGAUGGGGCUGUCACUGGGAGGGUAUGCAGAGCCAGUCGGGCUGUCUGGAGAGCAGUCGCCUCAGGAUGCACAGGGCUGGGCCUGCAGGGCUCAGGAGGCGAGGAGCAGACGGGUGAGAAUGGAGAUGGACGGGAGAGAUGAGUGCUUGUGAGGUGUCUUGACAUUGAGCUGCAGUCACAUCUAUUCCAAUUCAGAGAGCUACCCCAUUUUCUAGGUUCUCUCCCUCCCUUGAGUGUUAUUUAUGGCUUUGGGUUGAUGUGCUUUGCCAAAUACAGCCUAAUCAAGGGAUCAAGGAGGGAACGAUUCCAAACAAAGACACCUUGUUUGUCAUCCAGAGUCUAGGAGAUAUGGGCAAUCUAAAGAUACGGCAGGGGACUGCUAGUCUUUUGUGGAACUCUAAGUCUAGUUAAGAAAACUAUGUUGGUGAACACUGAGAGAAAUACUUGUGAUAAACGCUGGGGAAGUAUGUCUUUUAGUCAUCCGUUUUGUUGUCUUUGUUUUUGUUUGACUGAAACAACUAGUUAAGUGACGGAGUGAGUGGAAGACAUGGUCUCAUACAUCUGGUCAAAAUCCUGGCUCCAAAGCCCUGGGCAGGUUUCUUAGUCUCGCUAAGACUCAGUGUAUGUGUCUAUAAAAUGGGGCUAGGAAUAUAUGUGCACCUCAUAGAGCUUUGUGCAGGUUAGAUGGGAAAAGCCAUCCGUCAGCGCCUAGCCUGUGGAAAGCUCUAAAUUAAUGUGAAUUAUAAUGAUUACAAUUCUUAAUUUUGCAAGGAGACAUUAAAGGGACGUGCAUUUUAAUUUUGCUCCAUCACACACUCCCAGUUUCAUCUCACUUCAAUCCAUUGAUUGAUAGAGGCGUGGUCAAAGCCUGUCCCAUCCUCUGCGGGUUUUGACGUCCUCUCCUCCUCCCAAGCCGUGUCCUGCUCUGCUAUCAACACGUUUCCUGCUCUCCUGGCCUCCUUCUCUUCUCUCUCAUCCAUCUUCCCUCAAUCGAAACAGAAGCAAAGAGCCAGAGCCUUCCAUGUGGAGGAACUGAAAACAUUCUCUUCUGCUUUCUCAUUUGAUAGAUGAGGAAACUGAAGCUGAGGAAUAGUGAAGUUUGUCCAGUGUCAGAGCCCCGAAAUCAAUGGGACCAAAGUUUUCUUGGCGAUGUGUCAAGGUGGCGUCAUGCAGUGGUUUCACUCUAAACUGUAAUACCGCCCUGUUUAUGGAUUUGUUUACACGUCUUUCCCUCCUUAGGGAUACCCUUCUUCCAUGGCUCAGGACAGACUCCUGGAUCGAGCCAACAGAAGAACUUUCUGUGUGGACGUACGGACCCUGAAAACGGCUGCAGAUGAAGAUGGCAAGCACUCGCUGCAAGCUGGCCAGGUACCUGGAGGACCUAGAGGAUGUCGACUUCAAGAAAUUUAAGAUGCAUCUAGAAGACUAUCCUCCUCAAAAGGGCUGCAUCCCACUCCCGAGGGGUCAGACGGAGAAGGCGGACCAUGUGGAUCUAGCCACGCUGAUGAUUGACUUCAAUGGGGAGGAGAAGGCGUGGGCCAUGGCCGUGUGGAUCUUCGCUGCGAUCAACAGGAGAGACCUUUAUGAGAAGGCAAAAAGAGAUGAGCCCAAAUGGGAUAACGCAUGUGUUUCUAAUCACACUGUGAUAUGCCAGGAAGACAGCAUUGAAGAGGAGUGGAUGGGUUUGCUGGGGUACCUUUCCAGAAUCUCUGUUUGUAAAAAGAAGAAAGAUUAUGGUAAGAAGUACAGAAGACACAUGAGAAGCAGAUUCCAGUGCAUUGAAGACAGGAACGCCCGUCUGGGUGAGAGUGUGAGCCUCAACAAACGCUACACACCACUGCGCCUCAUCAAGGAGCACCGGAGCCAGCAGGAGAGGGAGCAGGAGCUUCUGACCAUCGGCAGGACCAAGACGGGGGACAGCCCCGUGAGUCCCAUUAAGAUGGAGUUGCUCUUUGAGCCCGAUGCAGAGCACUCGGAGCCUGUGCACACGGUGGUAUUCCAGGGAGCUGCGGGGAUUGGGAAAACCAUACUGGCCAGGAAGAUUAUGCUGGACUGGGCGUCGGGGACGCUCUACCAGGACAGGUUUGACUAUUUGUUCUAUAUCCACUGUCGGGAGUUGAGCCUCGUGACGCAGAGGAGCCUGGGGGACCUGAUCAUGAGCUGCUGCCCCGACCCCAACCCCCCCAUCCACAAGAUUGUGAGGAAGCCCUCCAGAAUCCUCUUCCUCAUGGACGGCUUUGACGAGCUUCAGGGUGCCUUUGACGAGCACAUCGGGCCACUCUGCACCGACUGGCAGAAGGCCGAGCGGGGAGACAUUCUCCUGAGCAGCCUCAUCAGAAAGAAGCUGCUCCCCGAGGCCUCUCUGCUCAUCACCACGAGGCCGGUGGCCCUGGAGAAGCUGCAGCACUUGCUGGACCAUCCUCGGCAUGUGGAGAUCCUGGGCUUCUCGGAGGCCAAAAGGAAGGAGUAUUUCUUCAAGUACUUCUCAGACGAGGCCCAGGCAAGGGCAGCCUUCAGUCUGAUUCAGGAGAAUGAGGUCCUCUUCACCAUGUGCUUCAUUCCCCUGGUCUGCUGGAUCGUGUGCACCGGCCUGAAGCAGCAGAUGGAGAGUGGCAAGAGCCUGGCCCAGACAUCCAAGACCACCACUGCGGUGUACAUCUUCUUCCUCUCCAGCCUGCUGCAGCCCCGAGGAGGGAGCCAGGAGCAUCCCCUCUCUGCCCACCUCUGGGGGCUCUGCUCUUUGGCUGCAGACGGGAUCUGGAACCAGAAAAUCCUAUUUGAGGAGUCCGACCUCAGGAAUCACGGCCUGCAGAAGGCGGACGUGUCUGCUUUCCUGAGGAUGAACCUGUUCCAAAAGGAAGUGGACUGCGAGAAGUUCUACAGCUUCAUCCACAUGACCUUCCAGGAGUUCUUUGCUGCCAUGUACUACCUGCUGGAAGAGGAAAAUGGAGGAAGGACGAAGAAUGUUCUAGGGAGCUGCUUGACGCUUCCCAGUCGGGACGUGACAGUCCUUCUGGAAAACUAUGGCAAAUUCGAAAAGGGGUAUUUGAUUUUCGUUGUGCGUUUCCUCUUUGGCCUGGUAAACCAGGAGAGGACAUCCUACUUGGAGAAGAAAUUAAGUUGCAAGGUCUCUCAGCAAAUCAGGCUGGAGCUGCUGAAAUGGAUCGAGGUGAAAGCCAAGGCAAAGAAGCUGCAGAUCCAGCCCAGCCAGCUGGAAUUGUUCUACUGUCUGUACGAGAUGCAGGAGGAGGCCUUCGUGCAGAGGGCCAUGGACUACUUCCCCAGGAUUGAGAUCAAUCUCUCCACCAGAAUGGACCACGUGGUUUCCUCCUUUUGCAUUGAGAACUGUCAUCGGGUGGAGUCACUUUCCCUGGGGUUUCUCCACAACAUGCCCAAGGAGGAGGAGGAAGAGGAGAAGGAAGGCCGACACCUCGAUAUGGCCCAGAGUGUGCCCGCAGGCUCUCUCACUGCCUGUUCCCUCGGGCUGGUGAACAGCCAUCUCACUUCCAGCUUCUGCCGGGGCCUCUUCUCAGUUCUAAGUACCAACCAGAGUCUGACUGAAUUGGACCUCAGUGACAAUUCUCUGGGGGACCCAGGGAUGAGAGUGUUGUGUGAAACGCUCCAGCAUCCUGGCUGUAACAUUCGGAGAUUGUGGUUGGGGCGAUGUGGCCUCUCCCAUGAGUGCUGCUUCGACAUCUCCUUGGUCCUCAGCAGCAGCCAGAAGCUGGUGGAGUUGGACCUGAGCGACAAUGCCCUGGGGGACUUUGGGAUCAGACUCUUGUGCGUGGGACUGAAGCAUCUACUGUGCAACCUGAAGAAGCUCUGGCUGGUCAGCUGCUGCCUCACAUCAGCAUGUUGUCAGGAUCUGGCGUCCGUACUGAGCACCAACCAUUCCCUGACCAGGCUCUACGUGGGGGAGAAUGCUCUGGGAGACGCAGGAGUAGAAAUUUUGUGUGAAAAAGCCAAGAAUCCACAAUGUCACCUGCAGAAACUGGGGUUGGUAAAUUCUGGCCUCACAUCAGCCUGUUGCUCAGCUUUGUCCUCGGUACUCAGCACCAAUGGGAAUCUCACGCACCUUUACCUGCGAGGCAACGCUCUCGGAGACAAGGGGAUCAAGCUCCUCUGUGAGGGACUCUUGCACCCUGACUGCAAGCUGCAGGUGUUGGAAUUAGACAACUGCAGCCUCACGUCGCACUGCUGCUGGGAUCUCUCCACACUUCUGACCUCCAGCCAGAGCCUGCGAAAGCUGAGCCUGGGCAACAACGACCUGGGCGACCUGGGGGUCAUGAUGUUCUGUGAAGUCCUGAAGCAGCAGAGCUGCCUCCUGCAGAACCUGGGGUUGUGCGAAAUGUUUUUCAAUUAUGAGACAAAACGUGCAUUAGAAACACUUCAAGAAGAAAAGCCUGAGCUGACCAUUGUCUUUGAGCCCUCUUGGUAGGGGCAGAAACAGGGCUGCCAGGCACCAGUGUUCUCUGGCCCCUCCAGCCAGGGGGCCUUGGGUGGGGUGAGCUGUAGUCCAUCCAGCCCAAAGAUCCUUCCAGUGGGGUGUUGGAGAAGAGAGCUUGCUGAUGACGCCUUGGUGUAGAGAACGGGCAUCUCCUUUAUGCCCAGGUGAGGAAGACCCGAGGGCAAUGAAAGCUUCUGGAUGUUGUUCUCAUCACAACGCGUCAAUUAGAGGAUGUUCCUCUUGGUGACCUCAUGUAAUUAGCUCAUUCAAUAAAACACUUUCUUUGUCUUUA